AUGGCGCAGUUACUUCGAGCAGCAGCGAACGGUGAACUUGACAAGGUAAUCGAGUUGCGCAGCCACAUGACCUUCCAAAACAAGAAGGGCGAGUCUGUACUGCACGUGGCUGUGGCUGAAGAUCAACUGGAAAUCGUGCAGUAUCUCGUAGCCAAUGGUGCCGCACUCAAUCUGCAGGAAAAAAAGCGUCGUUUUACGCCGCUGAUGCUGGCGUUGGCUCAACAACCACCGAGAUUUGAAGAAAUUUUCCAGGCUCUGCUCAAAGGCAAACCGGACUUGAGUUUGCAGGACUCGUCGGGUCAGACGGUCGUACACCUGGCAGCAGAGUAUGAGGAAGUGGAGAUGUUGAAGCUACUGCUGAAAGCCAAAGCUAAGGUGGAUAUAGUUGACAACAAGAAGAUGACGGCACUACAUGUUGCUGUUGGAAAGAGGAAUUUUGAAAUUGUCCAGCUGCUGAUUGAAGCGGGAAGUGCUAACGUUAAUGUCGUGGACGGCAAGGGCAACACACCACUGCACUGGGCGUGUAUCAAGAACGGCGAUGACCAGCUCGAGAUGGUCAACUAUUUGAUUGCCAAGGGUGCGAAGCCUCUCAAAAACACUCAUGGAAACACGCCUCUGCACUCGGAGGCAAUGCACUGUGACCCUACUGCAAAUUGGCCCACUGCGGCCGCAGAGGCACUAACUACUGCUUUCCCGAAUUUGAUAACCGAGGUUAGCAGUAUUGGGUUGACUGCCCAGCAAACCUUUGAACAGGACAUUGAUUCAGAAGAGCCGGAGAAGUCGUCACUGGCCGAGCCAUCAAAGAAGGGUGGACUUUGCCCAAGGCGUCACGGCAAGGGUGAGCAUGAUGAGCAGUACCAAGACAACACUGCUGCAGCACGUGCAGCUGCCAUCGCUCACUCCAAAAAACAGGUUUCCAAGAGUACCAAGGAAGGCAGUGGCAUGGCUCCGUACAUGUGGGUUGCCUUGAUUUUUGCCAUUUUGGCUGUCUUGAACGCCAUAUUUUCGUCGUAG
Peronospora farinosa is the source of this 1014-nucleotide messenger RNA. The record is from the annotation of a GenBank genome assembly. NCBI's taxonomy places the organism in Eukaryota, Oomycota, Peronosporomycetes, Peronosporales, Peronosporaceae.